AUGACCAAACUAGGACAUCAGAACCUAAACAUGACCAGACUAGGACAUCAGAACCUAAACAUGACCAAACUAGGACAUCAAAACCUAAACAUGACCAAACUAGGACAUCAGAACCUAAACAUGAUCAAACUAGGACAUCAGAACCUAAGCAUGAUCAAACUAGGGCAUCAGAAUCUCAACCUGACCAAACUAGGACAUCAGUGCCUAAACAUGACCAAACAAGGACAUCAAGGACAUCAGAACCUAAACAUGACCAGACUACGACAUCAGAACCUAAACAUGACCAGACUUGGACAUCAGAAUCUAAACAUGACCAAACUUGGACAUCAGAAUCUAAACAUGACCAAACUUGGACAUCAGAACCUCAACCUGACGAAACAAGGACAUCAAGGACAUCAGAACCUAAACAUGACCAGACUAGAACAUCAGAACCUUAACAUGACCAAACUAGGACAUCAGAAUCUAAACCUGACCAAACAAGGACAUCAAGGACAUCAGAACCUAAAUCUGACCAAACUAGGACAUCAGAACCUAAACAUGACCAAACUAGGACAUCAAGAACAUCAGAACCUAAACAUGACCAGACUAGGACAUCAGAACCUAAACAUGACCAAACUAGGACAUCAGAACCUAAACCUGACCAAACUAGGACAUCAGAACCUAAAUAUGACCAAAAUAGGACAUCAAGAACAUCAGAACCUAAACAUGACCAGACUAUGA
This is a messenger RNA of Ylistrum balloti, 720 nucleotides long. RefSeq lists its product as uncharacterized. Bases 1 to 720 code for a protein of 239 amino acids. The transcript has a single exon. The record is from RefSeq and is a predicted model, not a curated record. Lineage: Eukaryota; Metazoa; Mollusca; Bivalvia; Pectinida; Pectinidae.